AUGGAGCAGCAGAAGGAAGAGACAGGGCCGGAAGGGAACAACCUGUCUCUGCCGUCACCUGGGACUGGGCCUUUCCCAACCCUGCCACCUUCUCUCCUGGGCACCUCAGGCCCAGCGCACCUGGGGCUCCCUGAGAGCGUGGCCUCUGUCACCGUUCCCAUCCGCCUGGAUGCCCUCUCCUACCUCCUGCACAGUGCCUUGCUCGGGGCCUGUAACCUUCAAGAGUCCCUGCCUUCCUGCACCUGCAACCCCCACGCUUGUGACUCCCAGCCUCGCCCUGCCAGGAGGUCAUUCAGGGGACGAGGGGACUGGGACGUCCCUCGACGGUCAGGCUGGGGCCGGGGCCAGCGGCGAUGGGGACCUGGGAGGUCUGAGCAGCCAAACAAGCUCUGGGCCGGGGAUUCUGGGGCUGGCCCCAGGACCCCACCCACGAUGCCGUCGUUAUCACCAACACUGCCUACUCAAGAUGGGAAGAAGGAAACCCGAGGUCCGGAGCCACCCCUGGCCACCCCACCUGUCUCUGAGGACUGGGACACCGAGUACUAG
This is a messenger RNA of Molossus molossus (Pallas's mastiff bat), 546 nucleotides long. It is a transcript of the gene CUNH19orf84, whose product is annotated as chromosome unknown C19orf84 homolog. Bases 1 to 546 code for a protein of 181 amino acids. NCBI's taxonomy places the organism in Eukaryota, Metazoa, Chordata, Mammalia, Chiroptera, Molossidae. The record is from RefSeq and is a predicted model, not a curated record. The transcript is spliced from 2 exons.